AUGGAGAAGUUCGAUGAAAUGCUUGUCAAGUUUGGAGGACGGGUCUACAAACCCCAGGGACGCAGACUGGCACCUACUCCGACGGGCCCACGAGCAAUCGACAAAGAGGGUGGCAUUCGUACCAAACCUAUGAAGGUCAUACUCGCCACGGAGGCCGUGAAAAUGGCAGCUCGAGACCUACCAAUUGCAUGCGAAGCUCUGGAUGCUCGUGACAGCGAUAGACCGUUCGGGAAAGAAGAAUUUGACAAAUGGAUUGGUGACUUCGACGAACUUCUCGAAGCAUAUCCGGAUGCCAAAGUCGUCCUCACGACUAGAGAUCCUGAGAAAUGGCGCAGGUCUAUUGAGAACACGGUCGGCGUCAUCAGCAAAUGGAGAAUCUGGUCUUAUCUAGCUCUUGUCAGCCCCGAGUGCGCAGCUUGGUGCAACAUGUUGGAUAAGAUGGACAUUGUGAUGGAUGGAUGGAGCAUAGAAGCACUGGCCCGUCAUAACGCAGGCGUCCGAUCAGUUGUGCCUAAGGAGAAGCUACUCGAGUUCAAACUGGGUCAAGACGGUUGGCAAGAGCUCUGUGAGUUCAUCGAUUUCCCAAAGCCAGAAGGUGAAUUCCCACAAGUCAAUGAUGGCAGUAUGUUUGUUGCUGUUCAUGUGCUCCUGAUAAACAUCUGGGCAAUGAAGGCUCUGAAAGGUGGAGUGGUUCGCAUGGCUCCUUGGUUGCUCUUGAUUGGAUCUAUGUUUUUGGCCAGAAGGCUCGGCUAUAUCUAA
Molecule: messenger RNA, 759 nt
Organism: Aureobasidium musti
Lineage: Eukaryota; Fungi; Ascomycota; Dothideomycetes; Dothideales; Saccotheciaceae
Source: the annotation of a GenBank genome assembly